CACAAAUGUCACGUGAUGUCGUUGGGCUUGAUGCAAUUAUUUUGGCGUGGAUUCUCAGCUUAAAGCGGGGGUAAACAGGCCAAUCCGAUCCUAAUACGGGCACUUAAGAGCUAAAAGCUCAUGCCCAGAUUUGGCAAAAGCGCAUCGUACUUCUGGCCUAUCUGCCGGGGUCCUGCACUACUCGCUCGAUAUGUGUGUGACCCUAUAAGUACAUGGGAGCACUUCGAAACUUGGCUCGUACCAUGGCUCAAAUCGCAACUGUACGCGUAGGCUCCAAAGAAAUCAAGGUCCCCACCGGCCUCUUCAUCAACAAUGAGUUUGUGCCGUCCGUGGACUCGAAUGAGCGGAUCGAGAGCGUCAAUCCAUUCACUGAGGAAGUGCUGUGUUCUGUCGUCGCCGCCUCGCCCAAGGACAUCGACAUCGCGGUAGCUGCGGCCCGAAAAGCAUUCAACACGACGUGGGGCAAGAACGUCACUGGCUUUGAGCGCUCGCGCCUCAUCAACAAGCUUGCCGAUCUGAUCGAGCAGAAUGCACAGGAACUUGCGGAGCUCGAGGCCUUGGAUAACGGCAAGCCUAUCAGGAUCGCUCGGGACUACGACAUCGGGGAUUCGGUCCAGUGCCUCCGGUACUACGCUGGCUGGGCCGACAAGAUCAUGGGUCAAUCCCUUGAAGUUGAUAACAGAACCAAAUUUGCAUUCACCAGACAUGAACCUAUCGGAGUCUGCGGACAGAUCAUCCCAUGGAACUAUCCCAUCAACAUGUGGUCGUGGAAAGUCGCGCCGGCGCUCGCGACGGGGUGCACCAUCGUCAUGAAGCCCUCGGAGCUUACUCCACUGACUGCGCUGAAACUAUCUGAAUUGGUGAAGGAAGCGGGUUUCCCGCCGGGCGUUCUGAACACCGUCCCCUCGCUGGGAACCGUAGGUGGCGCGGCGCUCUCCGCGCACAUGGAUGUCGAUAAGGUGGCCUUCACGGGCUCGACCAUCACGGGACGCAAGAUCAUGGAGUCUGCAGCCAAGAGCAAUCUCAAGAAGGUCUCGCUGGAGCUCGGUGGAAAGAGCCCGCACAUCGUGUUUGAGUCAUGCGACCUCGAGCAGGCCGCGCGAUGGGCCGCCCUGGGAAUCUGCUACAACUCCGGCCAGGAUUGCACCGCUGGCUCCCGCGUCUAUGUCCAAGACAGUAUCCAUGACAAAUUUGUGGCCCAGCUAGUUUCUACUGUCAAGGAGCUCAAUUUUGGCGAUGGAACCCAAGAUGGAAGCACAGCGGGUCCAGUGGUUUCCAAAGGACAGUUCGAUCGGAUCUGGAACUACAUUGAAUCGGGGAAGCAGGAAGGCGCCAAAGUCGCCUUGGGCGGCACGAAGCGAACGGGCAAAGGCUUCUUCGUUGAUCCUACGAUUUUCACCGACGUCCAGCCGAACAUGAAGAUUGUGAAGGAGGAAAUCUUCGGCCCGGUUCUCUCUAUCGGUCGGUUCGAGACGGAGGAGGAGGCCAUCAAACUUGCCAACGACACUUCCUAUGGCCUGGGGGCUGGUUUGCACUCCAACGAUGCCAAUCAGUGCAUGCGCGUUGCGUCUGCCCUCGAGGCCGGAACGGUUUGGGUCAACCAAUACAAUCUUCUGAGCAACAACGUACCUUUCGGCGGCAAGAAGCAAUCGGGCAUUGGCCGCGAGUUGGGAAGCUAUGCACUCGAAGAGUAUACCUCUGUCAAGGCGGUGCACUGGAAUUUCGGAGAGAAGUUGGACUGGCCUUUCUAAGCAAAGCUGUUGUAAAUACAUGCUGUUGGAUACAAUCAGAUAUUUUCUUGAAACAUGACCGUCGGCGCACAACUUGUGCGAUAUCUCCGUGUUCUGAA
Molecule: messenger RNA, 1849 nt
Organism: Mycena citricolor
Lineage: Eukaryota; Fungi; Basidiomycota; Agaricomycetes; Agaricales; Mycenaceae
Source: the annotation of a GenBank genome assembly